AGAAAUAAAAAAAGAAUACAAUAACUAAUGAUAGUAACAGAUUCUAAAUUCAAAGAGUCAAUCUAGUAUCUACUGAGAAUCUACUCUAGAUCUACAUCUAGUUAAGUAGUUUCUCUAGCUCUCUCUAGUGACAGUCUAGUCAGUGACAGGUCUAUUAGUUAUUAGAGUUGAGCACAUCUGAAUCUGAUCUCAAAUUUCCAAGACAAAGGCUAAAUUCUUCAACUAGAUCUAAAUCUACUUCAUUGGACUUCAAGACAGUCACAGUCACUAAGACCAAGUGUUAGAAACAGAUCAAUGAAUGAAUACCUUACUGAUAUGUUUGGUUCAGAUGACAGUUUUUGUGAGAAAGAAAUCUCUCGCAUUAGCUAUCAGAAUGGACAGAAUGUGAUGGAGGAGCUCCCAGCCAACCUUCCCCCUGAGGAGGAGGAAGGAAAUGUUGAAUACAAGCUGAAGCUGGUCAAGCCCUCAGACUUCCGAAUGGAACAUCUUGUAACUCAGAUGAAAUGGAGGCUAGAAGAAGGACAAGGGGAGGCAAUUUAUGAAAUCGGUGUCGAAGACAACGGUUUUUUGACUGGUCUUUCUGAUACUGAAAUGGACGCAUCCCUCUCAACUCUGAAAAAAAUGGCUGAUAGGCUGGGUGCAUCCAUUGAAGUCCUGCGUGAAAAAGUGACAGAAGUAGGGGAGAGGAAGAGGGCAAUGGAAGUUUUGGUUCGGAAAGUACCAGACGACCAACAGUUCAUUGACCUGAAGCUUGCUGUCCUGGGGAAUGUUGACGUCGGAAAAAGCACCAUACUUGGCGUGCUCACACAGGGGGAAUUAGACAAUGGGAGGGGGAGGGCUCGAUUGAAUCUCUUCAGACAUUUGCAUGAAAUUCAGACAGGAAGAACCUCAAGUAUCAGCUAUGAGAUUCUGGGAUUUGAUGGAAAUGGACAGGUUGUUAACUACAGUGCUUGCCGCAGCAUUGAAGAAAUAUGUGAGAGAUCCAGCAAAUUGAUAACAUUAAUAGACCUUGCUGGGCAUCACAAGUAUCUUAAAACUACAAUCUUUGGACUGACUGGAAAUUGCCCUGACUUUGCUAUGCUGGUCGUCAGUGCUAACACUGGCAUAGCGGGCACUACAAAGGAACAUCUUGGUUAUGCCUUAGCCCUGAAAGUGCCAGUGUUUGUUGUGGUGAACAAGAUUGACAUGUGUCGUCGUGCAGUCCUCGACAGGACUCUGAAUCAACUGGAACAGAUACUCAAGUCACCAGGUGUAAAGAAAGUCCCAUUCCGGAUAGAAAAUUCAGACGAUGUUUUAACUGCUGCAGGGAACUUACUUGCAAAUAAUAUUACUCCAAUCUUCACAGUGUCCAGUGUCACUGGAGAUAACCUAGAUCUACUUAAACAGUUUUUGAACAUUCUACCGCCAGUGACCCCGAGCUGUGAAAGAGAGAAACGAGUUCAGGACAUGACAGAGUUUCAAAUAGAUGAACUUUUCAGUGUACCAGAUGUUGGUACUAUUGUUGGUGGUAUCAUUCAUAGAGGUUCAAUUCGCGAGGGAGACCAGCUUAUGCUUGGACCCAAUGACACAGGAAGCUACAGAGAGGUAAAGGUCAAAACUGUCCACAGAAACCGUCUUCCCUGUCGACUGAUACAGGCAGGCCAGGCAGCAUGUGUAGCUCUUAUGGAUGUGGAGAGAAAGGAUAUCAGGAAGGGCAUGGUUCUAGUUAGUCCUCAGUCUCCAAUAGUUUGUUGUAAAGAAUUUGAAGCUGAUAUAUAUGUACUAUUUCAUAGUAAAAGCAUUACCAAAAACUUUCAGACUACAAUCCACAUUGGUACAGUCAGACAAACUGGGACAAUCAUUCAAAUAGACAGAGAUCACAUAAAAACGAAUGAGAAAGCCAGAGUCACUUUUAUGUUCAAGUAUAAACCAGAACAUAUACGAGUUGGAGCAAGACUACUCUUUAGAGAAGGGAGAUCCAAAGGCAUGGGGGAGGUCACAAGAAUCAUCCCAUUUGAUGAAGAUAUUCACAGAUGAACUGAUGUGGGGAGAACUUUGUCGACUGUAGUGACUUUCUCUUACCUUUUUGUUUCCAACCCAGUGAAUGUGUGAAGUAGUCAGGCCAGAUAGGAUUGGUUCAACUACUAGAGAUCACUAUUUAUAUCCAAACCUGUGAUAUUAUCAUCAAUAUAAUGUGGAGUUAACUUCCUUCUCAUGACAUUCUUCUAAGAAAGAAAAGCAACAUAAAACUAAACCAACAAGGUAAAAAUUUAUUGUAAACAUUUACAUGUUUUUCCUUUAUAAGCUGCUCUGGAUGGUAUGGAAAGCACUUUUCAAUUUGUACUGUUUAAUAACUGAGCCAGCCUUAAGUGAUUUUUCAAUAAAGAAAACUUAACUCUUUGACUCCGGAAUUAUUUUCCACAUGCAUUACUAAAUCAAUGUAUCUGCAUAUCUUAGUUUUAUAUCGUGAAGUGCUGCACUCUUCCUUAAUCUUCAGACUUGAAGACAACCUUUUCCUAGUGAAACCACCCUUACAAAUUUUAAUAUGUAUUUCAUAAUAAGGUGAUUUGUGUAAGAACUUUAAAGUCCUUAUGGAAAACAUAUACAUCUCUGUGUAAUCCAGCUCAGAGUGUUCAGUCCAUGUCAAUUUACUGGGACAGAAUAUCAUUUACCUUUCUCUUGUACAAGUUUUUUUAGAUGAUUCCGAAAUCUGAGAUAAAUUUUAUCAUAGCAUUUUUCUGCUUUAAAAGGUUAAUAAAAGCAAAUUGAAUAAAAAAUAAAUUAUUUUGCAUACUAUUAAUAAAUAUAUCUAGGGAGCUGCAUGUUUAUGAGAAUUGCAAUCGCAAAAUAAAAACCUUAUCCUUAUUUGUGAAGGUUUUAUGUAAUUCACUUGAAAGUAUCAAAGAUUGUACAUUUACUAUUCUGUUUUUUUUCUUCUUCUUGUUAAAACUUUUAUGGAAUUUUCAAUUUUUUCUUGUCAAAUAUCUUGAACAAAUUAUUUUUAUAAGGCUGUGGGCACAAGACAUACCAGUGGAAUUUUACUCAUGUUAUUAUGGAAUGUUUACUUUCUUCCAAAAGUUAUUGAGAACCUUCUCACCAAUCUUGAUCUUUAAACAUGAUUGAAUUAAAACUCUUGUCUUUCUAGUUAUAGUUUUUAAAAAGUAACUUUGUUUUACUGUUGUUUUUUUUCUUCUUGUUGAAGAUAAGGCACUGACCUGUGUAGAAUGGUUUAAACUUAAUAGUGAAUUUUGAUAGGCAUUUCCUAUUACUAACUUCUGUCAAAAGUAAUGGUUAGUCACACAGAUGGAAAGAUAACUAAAUGAUUUUUAAAAUGAUAUAUUUUUAAAAAGUUCCUUGAAAAUCAAACAAUUAAUCAAAUAGCCGGAUAAUUAGAAAGCAUUUUGAGUUAUAUUAUUACAUAAAAUAUUUUACCAAAUAGGUUUUAGUAGAUAUCUUACAAUCAUUAGUCUUAAAAUAUAAAUAUUAUUUAGGUAAUUCACUGUGAUUGCGUUCUGGGUUUUUAUAAAGUUGAGUAUCCAAGUAAUUGUGAAAUUUCUGUGUUGAGUUACAUCUUAUGCUACACAAACUCAUCUCUAUUUUAUUGAGCUUAUAGUUGAAAUACUGCUAAUGAAAGCCACUUUUCUAAUUGCCUAUACAAAAUUAAUUAAGUCAAUGUUUUCAGUUUCAAAGAAAUGGUUGUCAGACUUUAUAUUUUUUAAUAAUGAUGUGAAGUUGACUUAAGUGUCCAUUUAGUUUUCUUUCAUCCUAGACACUAUACUAGUGUUUUAUAUUUCUCUGUAAUUAGAUCUAUUUCUGUCUUGUAAAUAAUAGCUGUAUGCACUCUAUUUGUACAUGUUGCUUUGAAACCAUGAUGUUGACAAAUAUUGAAAGAACAUCAAACAUUUUCUUUUACAGUUUGAUAAUAGCAUAUUACUCCAUGAUUCUAUCUGGUGAAUGUUUUUAACUAUAGGAGAAUUGUUUAUUUAUGUAAAAAUGUAUAGUGUGUGUAUAAAUCUUUCUGUGUGCUAUAUUUAGCUUUGAUACAUUUAGAUGUGAAUUCUAUGUAAUGCAUUUUUUACUUCUCUUGAAACAUUUUUAAAACUACAUUUCCCAAAACAUUUUUAAAACAUUUCCCAAACAUUUUUAAAACUACAUUUCCCAAACAUUUUAAAAACUACAUUUCCCAAACAUUUUAAAAACUACAUUUUCCAAAACAUUUUAAAAACUACAUUUCCCAAAACAUUUUUAAAACUACAUUUCCCAAACAUUUUUAAAACAUUAACCAAACAUUUUUAAAACUACAUUUCCCAAACAUUUUUAAAACUACAUUUCCCAAACAUUUUUAGUUUAAGUUUUUCUUGUUUUAUCCAUUUAUUUUGAAUGACAAUAAAAACAAAAUGAGCUUUUAAAAAGUUGUUUUGUUGUGUCUGCUAUGUUUAUGAAACAAUUUUAAUUCUAUUUUUUGGAUGGUUUUUCUUUUGUUUGACUGCUAAUAAAGAAUUGCUAACUUCCUCUAUCUUCCCUUUAAAUUGAUAAUUAUUAGAUUAUGAAGGCGUUGUAAAAUAAGUUUUUAGUCAUUGAUGAAAAAAACAGGUUUGAGGCUUACACGUGUGAUGAAUUGAACUAGAGUCAAAGUUAUAUUUACAGAAAUAAAUAAAGGAUUUAGUUCUAUAAA
Messenger RNA from Biomphalaria glabrata, 4654 nucleotides. Its product is annotated as GTP-binding protein 2-like. The coding region runs from base 295 to 2016 and encodes 573 amino acids. NCBI's taxonomy places the organism in Eukaryota, Metazoa, Mollusca, Gastropoda, Planorbidae. Gene Ontology annotation, biological process: translational elongation. The record is from RefSeq and is a predicted model, not a curated record. Gene Ontology annotation, molecular function: GTPase activity; translation elongation factor activity; GTP binding. The transcript has 12 exons.